AAAGAAAUGAGUUUAAAUCUUUUUUUUUUCUUUUUUUUUAAACCAGUCAUUAGGAAAGCCUUUAUUUGCUUAAGCGGGAAUCUAUUAAAAAUUACCCAGAUUUGUUACUUAUUAGUGUUGAUCGUCUUAAUAAUAGUAAUUUACAUUGACAUUUUUGGGAAUAAAUUAUAAUAAAUAAGCAGACAAAAAAAUGGUCUUGAU
Molecule: messenger RNA, 201 nt
Organism: Cokeromyces recurvatus
Lineage: Eukaryota; Fungi; Mucoromycota; Mucoromycetes; Mucorales; Mucoraceae
Exons: 1
Coding region: 7-171 (54 amino acids)
Source: RefSeq, a predicted model, not a curated record